GUCCCCAACUGGCCGGCUCCUGCCGGCGUGCGGCGGGGAAGGCCAGAGGACUGGGCGCAGGCGAUGAACCUCCCGCGCGUCCAACCCGGGGGUGCGGCGAGGUCACGCCCAGCGGGAACUGCGGACGCCGAAGCCCGGGUGCUGGACCCGGAAUCCUGUGGAAUUUUGGAUCCGAGGGAGGCGCUGGAGCGCGGGACCUCGGGCGUGGGGUCCGGGGCGCUGGACCGGCGCGGACAGGAGGCGGUGCUGGCCCCGCGGGCCAGCGGGUCUCGGGAGGGGGCGCCCGAUCCCGCGUCUCCGGCGCCGCUUCCCGGGAAGUUUCAAGUUUGAAAGUCCUGGCGGAGGGGCUGCGGCUUCCGGGACCGGAGUGGCGGAGAGGAGGGCCCCAAGCGGCCGGAGCGGCGCCAUGGACGAGGGGGCGCCGCGGCAGCCUGGGCCCAGCCAGUGGCCCCCGGAGGAUGAGAAAGAGGCGAUCCGGCGGGCCAUCCAGAAGGAGCUGAAGAUCAAGGAGGGGGUGGAGAACCUGCGGCGCGUGGCCACAGACCGGCGCCACUUGGGCCAUGUGCAGCAGCUGCUGCAGUCCUCCAACCGCCGCCUGGAGCAGCUGCAUGGAGAGCUGAGGGAGCUGCAUGCCCGAAUCCUGCUGCCCGGCCCUGGGCCUGACCCGGCUGAGCCUGUGGCCUCAGGACCCCGGCCGUGGGCAGAGCAGCUCAGGGCUCGGCACCUAGAGGCUCUCCGGAGGCAGCUGCAUGUGGAGCUGAAGGUGAAGCAGGGAGCUGAGAACAUGACCCACACGUGUGCCAGUGGCACCCCCAAGGAGAGGAAGCUCCUGGCAGCUGCCCAGCAGAUGCUGCGGGACAGCCAGCUGAAGGUGGCCCUGCUGCGGAUGAAGAUCAGCAGCCUGGAGGCCAGUGGGUCCCCAGAGCCAGGGCCUGAGCUGCUGGCGGAGGAGCUACAGCAUCGACUGCACGUUGAGGCAUCCGUGGCCGAGGGCGCCAAGAACGUGGUGAAACUGCUCAGUAGCCGGAGAACACAGGACCGCAAGGCGCUGGCCGAGGCCCAGGCCCAGCUACAGGAGUCCUCCCAGAAACUGGACCUCCUGCGGCUGGCCUUGGAGCAGCUGCUGGAGCAGCUCCCUCCUGCCCACCCUUUGCGCAGCAGAGUGGCCCGAGAGCUGCGAACUGCAGUGCCUGGAUACCCCCAGCCUUCAGGGACACCUGUGAAGCCCACCGCCCUGACAGGUAGCCAGAACAUGAUGCUUGUCCCAGUCUCACUCAUCUCUGACUGGCUGGGACAUCCGGGAUCCCCCAGCCAUGGCCAUCCUGGUGCCUCCCUGCCCUGCCUCCGUGGUCUUGGGCCUGAGUUCUCCCAUAACCACCCCUGCAGCUUCUACGUGGCUUGUGUUGUCCUGGGGCUGCAGUUCUUACAUGAGAAGAAGAUCAUUUACAGGGACCUGAAGUUGGAUAACCUUCUGCUGGAUGCCCAGGGAUUCCUGAAGAUCGCAGACUUUGGACUCUGCAAGGAAGGGAUCGGCUUCGGGGACCGGACUAGCACCUUCUGCGGCACCCCGGAGUUCCUGGCUCCCGAGGUGCUGACCCAGGAGGCGUACACACGGGCUGUGGACUGGUGGGGGCUGGGCGUGCUGCUCUAUGAGAUGCUGGUGGGUGAGUGCCCUUUCCCAGGGGACACGGAGGAAGAGGUGUUUGACUGCAUCGUUAACAUGGAUGCUCCCUAUCCCGGCUUUCUGUCGGUGCAAGGGCUUGAGCUCAUUCAGAAGCUCCUCCAGAAGUGCCCCGAGAAGCGCCUCGGGGCGGGUGAGCAGGAUGCGGAGGAGAUCAAGGUCCAGCCGUUCUUCAGGACCACCAACUGGCAAGCCCUGCUCGCCCGUACCAUCCAGCCCCCCUUCGUGCCCACCCUCUGUGGCCCUGCGGACCUGCGCUACUUUGAGGGCGAGUUCACAGGGCUGCCGCCUGCCCUGACCCCACCUGCACCCCACAGCCUCCUCACUGCCCGCCAACAGGCCGCCUUCCGGGACUUCGACUUUGUGUCAGAGCGAUUCCUGGAGCCCUGAGGGCACCUCCUGGCACCUCUGUCCCCUUCCCCCACACACUGAUAGAGCCUCUGCUUGCCCACCUGUGUGCCCUGCCUGGCGGUCCAGGCCUUGCCGGGUACUUAGGAGCCCUUGGGACUCGAGGUGGCAGCCAUGGGGCCACUGUUGUGGGCUUUGCUCAGUGUCACUGGGCAAAGUGUGUCCCCUCCCCCUCCAGCUCGCCCUCCUCUACCUCCCAGCAAGACCUGGCCCAGAAAGGGUGCCGCAGCAAGGAGUGAUAUGGUUUGUCUUUUUAAGACUGGACUUGCUUUAUAGACUAAUAAAUUUGUAAAAGUGU
Molecule: messenger RNA, 2387 nt
Organism: Piliocolobus tephrosceles (Ugandan red Colobus)
Lineage: Eukaryota; Metazoa; Chordata; Mammalia; Primates; Cercopithecidae
Gene: PKN3
Product: protein kinase N3
Exons: 12
Coding region: 407-2071 (554 amino acids)
Biological process (GO): protein phosphorylation; signal transduction
Molecular function (GO): small GTPase binding; protein serine/threonine kinase activity; ATP binding
Source: RefSeq, a predicted model, not a curated record